Molecule: messenger RNA, 1659 nt
Organism: Echinococcus granulosus
Lineage: Eukaryota; Metazoa; Platyhelminthes; Cestoda; Cyclophyllidea; Taeniidae
Product: acyltransferase
Exons: 10
Coding region: 1-1659 (552 amino acids)
Biological process (GO): phosphatidic acid biosynthetic process
Cellular component (GO): endoplasmic reticulum; membrane
Molecular function (GO): 1-acylglycerol-3-phosphate O-acyltransferase activity
Source: RefSeq, a predicted model, not a curated record
AUGUAUUGGCAACUAGCCAUCAGUUUUGUCCUCUUGAUGAUUGUCAUUCCUGCUACUCGGGCACGUGUGCACUAUUUUUUGGCCUAUUUCAUCUACGCCUCUGUCGUGUUCGUCGGUUCGGUUGUGUAUGCGUUCAAGUUCUUUCUCAAAGGAGAACCACGUUAUGAGAAUAGCUGCGAGUUUAUGAAAGUUUAUAGACUGGCUCGCACGUUAAUGGGUCUUCAACCGCGGAUCUUUGGUCUGGAGACUUAUGACCCCGAACAACAAUAUAUUUACAUCGCUAACCAUCAAAGCUUCAUCGAUGUCUUGUCGCUCACAGACGUUUGGAAGCUUCCCUCAACUGUUAUUGCAAAGGAUACUUUGAGGUAUUUCGGUCCACUUGGAGCCAUUCUCUAUUACACCAAAUGCAUCCUCAUUCAUCGCUCUAACCACGAAAAGGCUAUCUCCGAAAUGAACCGAGCAGCUGAGCAAAUUAUGAACGAUAAGGUCAGUCUCUUUGUGUUCCCUGAGGGAACAAGGAACUGUUCAGGUCAUUUGCUGCCCUUCAAGAAGGGCGCCUUUCAUAUGGCAAUUCAGACUCAUCUCCCUAUCCAACCCGUCGUCAUUUCUUGCUACAACUCUUUCCUCGAUCACAAGAGGUUCUCCCUUACUCCAGUGCCUUACAGCAUCUAUCUGCUUCCUCCCAUCUCCACGGUCGGAAUGGACAAGUCUCAGGUAGAUGAGCUGGUGAAGCGAACGUACCUGGCCAUGUCCGAGGUCUUCAAUCGGACGGCUGGAUCUGGGAUGGAUGCAGUCUGGCUACUGCUUUUAAUUUCGAUUCUAACCGUCUUUUACAUCAUCUGCAAGAUUCCAAUUGUGCGCUACUACGUAAAAUAUUUCGCCCUUGGCCUCAUUUUGAAUGUUGGCUCAGUAUUCUUUACACUCACUUUCUUGAUUAAAGGAAAGCCAUCCUUUGCAAAUAGUUGUGAUGUUAUGCCUCUUCUUCACCUGUCUCAAUGUGUACUUGGCCUGCGACCGAAACUAUAUGGGUUGGAGAAUUGCUAUAUGCACCGUCAAUGUAUUUAUGUUAUUAACCAUCAGAGUUUCAUCGAUGCCAUAGUCAUUUCUCACCUAUGGCGUGAGCCCUCGUCGUCUAUUGUAAAGGAUUCUCUUCGUUUCUAUGGGCUGGGUUGGCCAAUGAUCCACUUCAUGCGAAUCCUUUCGAUUGUUAGAAAUGACCACGCAAAAGCAAUGAAAACUAUGCGUGAAGCAGUCAGGAUGGUCAAAAAGGAACAUGUAAACAUGUUUAUUUUCCCAGAAGGAACCCGAAAUUAUAGUGGUCGACUAUUGCCCUUCAAGAAAGGUGCCUUUCACCUUGCGAUUCAAACACAACUUCCAAUCGUACCCGUGGUUAUUUCCUGCUACAACUCCUUUCUUGAUCACAAGAAUAAGAUUUUUGAUGACGCCGCCUACGCGGUCUACAUCCUUGCACCCAUUUCUACGGAGGGUCUCACUUCUGCCGAUGCUACAAGCCUAACGGAGAAGACACAUGCAGUCAUGAGUAAGGUGUUCGACCUCACAGCCGGUGCCACCAAGGAGGAUCUGUGGAUGGAUCUUCGGGAGAGGGAGAAGCUUCAAGAACACGAAGAGGGGCAGGAGCAAGAGCAACAGUCACAGUAG